AGAGGCCGCUCUUCUUCGGUUUGGGGUUUUUUCUCGGCGUUGCUUGCGGCCUUUGAUGUUCAGAGCUCCUGUAGCAGCGUAGGCUGCAUGAGGGGGGUGCGGGCUCCGGCAGUCCUGCUCGGCGGAGGGAUGCCGGCGCUGCUCCCUGUGGCCUCCUGCCUUUUGUUGCUACCCCGAGCCCUGCUGUCAAUGGCUUCAGGAAGUCCCCCUCCCCAGCCCUCGACGGCCUCUGACUCCAGCUACGUUCCUGGUUCGGUCUCUGCAGCCUUUGUCACCUGCCCCAAUGAGAAGGUCGCCAAGGAGAUAGCUAGGGCAGUGGUGGAGAAGCGCCUGGCAGCCUGCGUCAACCUCAUCCCUCAGAUUACAUCCAUCUAUGAGUGGAAAGGCAAGAUUGAAGAAGACAGUGAGGUGCUGAUGAUGAUUAAAACGCGAAGUUCCCUGGUUCCAGCUUUGACAGAUUUUGUUCGCUCUGUGCAUCCUUAUGAAGUGGCUGAGGUGAUUGCAUUGCCUGUGGAGCAGGGAAACUCCCCAUACCUGCAUUGGGUGCACCAGGUUACAGAGUCAAGUUUUUAAUUCCAACUCACCUCUACCAUGAUGAGCCCUGCUCCUGCCAUGUUCCCCUUAUAUACCUCUAUGCUCUGACUUCCAGGGGAUGACUGGGCUAAUAAAUCCUGUCUUUGAUUUUU
Artibeus jamaicensis (Jamaican fruit-eating bat) is the source of this 686-nucleotide messenger RNA. It is a transcript of the gene CUTA, whose product is annotated as cutA divalent cation tolerance homolog. The coding region runs from base 88 to 573 and encodes 161 amino acids. Gene Ontology annotation, biological process: response to metal ion. The transcript is spliced from 6 exons. Lineage: Eukaryota; Metazoa; Chordata; Mammalia; Chiroptera; Phyllostomidae. Gene Ontology annotation, molecular function: copper ion binding. The record is from RefSeq and is a predicted model, not a curated record.